Messenger RNA from Closterium sp. Naga37s-1, 1356 nucleotides. The record is from the annotation of a GenBank genome assembly. Lineage: Eukaryota; Viridiplantae; Streptophyta; Zygnematophyceae; Desmidiales; Closteriaceae.
AUGGCUCUCGAGCUUCCGUCAGUCGCGGCGAUCGCGACCGCCUCUCGUCCCGCGCCGCCCGUCGCACCUCCUCCGAACCUAUUCGCCGUGACGGGCUUUAAACCGUUCAUGGGAGUGGCUCAUAACCCCACAGAGGCAAUCGUGCGCGCGCUGCCCGCGUAUUUGGCCGAGCGGAAAGCGCUCCCGGAGGGGUGGGCGCUGGGGUGCUGCUGCGUGCUGGAGACCGCGGGGAAGGGGUGCCUUCCGCAGCUGCUGCGCAUCCUCGACAAUCCCGAGGGGCUUCCGCCGCUUCCGCCGCUUUUGUCCCCCGCGCCCGAGGGGGAAGGCGCGGAGGAGUCAGGAGGACGGGGGGCAGAAGGGGGAGGAAUAUGGGGGAGGCUUGUGGGGAAAGGCGCAAGGCGGAUGGCGUUGGGGGAAUCGGCGCAGACGGGGGGCGCGGAGGGGGGAGUGGGUGCAUGCGCGGAAGGGGGAAAAGGCGCAGGAAGGGCAGGGGAGGGGGGGGCAGCAAAGAGAGCAGAGGGCGCUGUUGGAUCCGCGCAUCCAGUGGGAGAGGCGGAGGGGGCGGGUGCGGGGGGGAGUGAGUCAAGACCGUCGGGGGGAGGAGGCAUGGGCGGAACAGCGGACGUGAAUGGCGGGAGACGAGUGAUAUGGGUGCAUCUGGGGGUGAACAGCGGGGCAUCGUUGAUAGCAGUGGAGCGCCAGGCAGCCAACGAGGCCACCUUCAGAUGCCCCGAUGAGAUGGGCUGGCAGCCGCAGAAGGAGGCAAUUGCACCAGAAGAUGGGCCAAUCACAGUCAUCAGGCAGUCCACCUUACCUUUUCUGAACCUAGUGAGCACCCUCCAGCAGCGUGGCUUCUCUGUGUGCUCCUCUCGUGACGCUGGCCGCUUUGUCUGCAACUACGUGUACUACGAGUCGCUACGCCAUGCUGCCCUGCUCUCCUCCUCUCCCUCCUCCUCCUCCUCCUCCUCUUCAGCCUCCUCCUUCGCUUCUUUCUCUGAGUCCCUGCCACAUGCUCUGACUGCCACCACCACACCUACCAGUACUAGUGCUAACAGUGUCUCUAGCGAAACAGGAACUGAAGUUACACCACGACGAGCAGCAGCAGCAGUAGUAGCAGCAGCAGCAGCAGCAGGAUCAGAAUCGAAGCACCAUCCACUCACCAACUCCAAACCUGCACUGCAGGCCCUGCAACAACACCCACAGCACGCUCCACACAUGCCACACGUGCCACCGCAAGAGCCACAAGUGCCGCAGGUGCAGAGUGUGUUUGUGCACGUGCCCACAUUCGACACCAUUGCAAUGGACGCCCAGUUGCGCUUCGUAGCAGCCCUCCUGGAGCUCCUCGCAGCCUCAUAA